AACCUUGCUACAGGAUUUGAAAGAACAGUCGUCGUUUCAAAUGCAUCAUCGAUUCGUUUCCGAUUUCCCAUUACAAAUCAGGUGCGUCAAGUGGGUCCAAUUACAAGAAACUCAUUAAGGCAGUUGAUGAAUGACCAAGCCAUUCGUAACUCUACUACUAACCCCAACAUUAACUCAACACUUCUUCUAAAUAGUAACAAACCUGUAAAGCUAGUGCGUGUUGUUACACCAGGGAACACAUUGAGGUUAGGAAAAACGCCCAACAUUCGACUAACUCAAAUUAGAGUAACAAACCCCAACGUGCAGCUCAAGCAACCACAACAAAAUAAGUCAUAUGCUUCUGCUGGACCAAUUGUUCUUUUCCGAGGGGAAAGUCGUGGCGAUCAUCGCCCAAUCGUGGACAUAGAUGCCCCAGAAGGAAUAGUAAAUAAUUUAGAUAGCGAUACUGACAAGACCCAUGUGAAUGAAAGUGGUCCUUCUACAUCAAACAGCAGCGAGUCGUUGAAGGGCAAGACAAAGACACGAAACAGAUGGACAGAACCAGCUACGAAGAAAAUGUUGGAAGUUUACGAGGCUUUAAAAAAACCGGAUCUGUCGAAACCUCACAAAAGGAUGGCCUUGUGGACUGCGAUUGCGGAACAAUUGGCCGACGAAGGUUUUUCGUUUUCUGCAGCUCAAUGUAUGGACAAAUUCAGUAAACUUCAAGGGCAAUAUCGCUCUCGUUUGGAUUUUAAGGGGAAAAACAUCAUGCUACUUUGCAGCGAAUUGAAGGACACAAAGCUGAAAACAGCAGUGCUUUCGUCCGGGAAACUGGGACCAAACAAAAAGAAGAGGCUGAUUAUCCAACCUCUGAUUGCGAUGUAAACUUACACUUCAUUCAUUUAUUGCAGGAAGAAGACGAGUGUUGGUUAUCGAACUCAAAGAGACGGAAGACGCAGGUUCCAAAGAAAAAUGCUGAUUUUUUGAAAGAACUUAUUGAGAGGGAGAAGGAAGAAGCUGAAGAAAGAAGAAAUAGGUAUGAAGAACAAAAGAUAAGGGAUGAUGCUGAUGCAGAACAUAAGAAGACAAUUGCUGAACAAAGUUCAAAGAGAAGUGAGCUUCAAAAGUCCUGAACCGAAGCCUUGCGCUUACUUUCCGCUGCCCUUGUUCAGCACUUGACUCAACAGAAACCUACUUAAUUUUUCAAUAUGAAUCAUUUCUAUUUAAUUCCAAGUCACGCUGCCAAUAGAAAUCAAAGUAGAGGAAAUCCUGCAGUACAGACCUUUUCUUUCACCCUUUUCAAACAAGAGACCAUCAAUUAAGUUAUUUUAUUUAUUUCAUUUGGCAUUGUGAUAUCGUAAGAAGUCAAAUACACUCUUUGUUUAUUUAUUCAGACAGCCACGAAAUAACCUGCA
Daphnia pulicaria is the source of this 1394-nucleotide messenger RNA. RefSeq lists its product as uncharacterized. The coding region runs from base 127 to 864 and encodes 245 amino acids. The record is from RefSeq and is a predicted model, not a curated record. The transcript is spliced from 7 exons. Lineage: Eukaryota; Metazoa; Arthropoda; Branchiopoda; Diplostraca; Daphniidae.